Electrophorus electricus (electric eel) is the source of this 1782-nucleotide messenger RNA. It is a transcript of the gene trir, whose product is annotated as telomerase RNA component interacting RNase. The record is from RefSeq and is a predicted model, not a curated record. Gene Ontology annotation, molecular function: 5'-3' exonuclease activity; 3'-5' exonuclease activity. NCBI's taxonomy places the organism in Eukaryota, Metazoa, Chordata, Actinopteri, Gymnotiformes, Gymnotidae.
AAUUAUUAAAGGCACUAAUUUACUGGGACUCUUAAUAUGCAAAAAGACAUCCAGUCGAAACAUAACCCCCCACCACCACCACCACCAUCUAAGUUUAAUAACUUAAUAGUUUAAGUUAGAGGAACAUGACUUGUAAAUAUCGACUGUAUGUUUCAAAGGUUGAGAUGUCAAAGUGGCAAGUGGGAAAUUAGCAGAACGUCCGCCGGAUUCGGCCGCUAGAGGGCAGCACAAGACAAGUACCGUAACCACUGAGCUACCACUGCCCCAACAGGUUCGGCCGCUAGUGGGCAGCACGGCGACGCUGCGCGCUUAACUCGCCCAUUGUCCCUCCGACCGCAGAAGAAACUCAAGAUGGCUGGCGACCGAUGAAGCAAAACAAAGUUGUCCAGACAUUUCCGUCUUACCCGUGAGCUCCAGCAAGAUCCCUGGACAGAGUACAGCUCGGAGAAGACGUGUGUAGCUUUUUUUUGUUGUUGUCUGAAGGACAGCUUCAUUCCGCCGAAGUUGCGCACCAGCGUUGUUCACCGUCGUUAGCUAGCGAGGCUAGCGAGGUUAGCUCGUCCAGGUCGGUGGUUUUGUGCCUUUAUGUCCGCGAUGUGCCUGCAGCUGCUCCAAUAAGCAGGACGUCGCAACGUUUGUAGAGCUGUAGCGCUUAGGACAUCACCUCGUUCUCCUGCAGCGUAGCGGAUGAGCGCUGACGAGCUGUUUUGUAACGUGAGAAUAUCGGGAAAGGUCGGCCGCUUUUCAUGUUUGCUAACCAACCCGGUGAUUAACUUGGCGGAAUAUUUUAGUUUAGGUCGCUGCAAAACGGACGUGUGAAAAGCGAGAGCUCUCCUGUGAAUGUUGAGGACGUCCUGAACGUCGACAUGGAAGCCAAGCACGACAGCAGCAGCAGCAGCAGCAGCCAGAGUCACCACAGCAGCAGCAGCAGCGGCAGCAGCAGCGGCAGCAGCAGCGACUCCAGCGGCGGCCCCGGCUCGCCAGCCAGCCCCGCACACGACGCGCCCAGGCCCGGCGGCAACGCCUUCGCCAACGACGGCAGCUUCAUGGAGCUGUUCAAGAGGAAGAUGGAAGAGGAGCGGAGGAGGAAGGAAACGGGAGGAGGAGGAGGAGGACACGGUGCUGCGGGAGCAGGGCAGUCGUCUCAGGAAAAGAAGACGAUUAGCGUGACCAGCUUUGUGGGCAAGCGGAGAGGCGGUGCCAGGUUGGCUCUCAAGACGGGAGUGGUGGCCAAGAAGCAGAAACUGGACGCAGAGGCUGAGUCGGGCAAAGGAGACGCUUGGUCUAAAUACAUGGCCGAGGUGAAAAAGUACAAAGCCCAUCAGUGCGGAGACGACGACAAAACCCGACCUCUGGUCAAAUGACACUGCUGAACGGGAUUACCUGAAGAGGCCUGCCUCUGGCCCCUCGGCCUGCAGCCAGGCUGUGACCCCGCAACCCAGCGGACGGGGCUAAUCAAAUGGCCACUUUGUGAUUUGGUUAGGAUCGUUGUAACUUUUGUUUCCCUUUUCCUUGCCCAGCAGCUUGUUUUCGUUUCUAGGUUUGCAGUUUUAGCAUGUAUGCAGUCAGUGGCAGCUGCAGUUAUGUUUGGUGAGUCAGAUGCUUUUUAAAAGUGUAAUUUUGAGCAUUGUGUUUACUGACAUUAGUAAGAUACUUUGUGGUUUUGGUAGUAUCUGGACUGAUGUCACACCUUGUUGAUAUUUUGUACACUUUUGGGGGGGUGGGAGUCCUUGAUGUCACCUGAAUUUAUGGGUUUAAAAAAAUUAAAAGCUAUGUACUGAA